UGUUGCGAGGACUUGCGGAAAAACAAACCGUGAGGUGGCCUUUCCUCUAUCCGGCGACAUUCUUUUGCUUCGAAUCAAACACAUUUAUUGUUUAUUUUAUCUGUACAAGUGAAAUAGUUUCCGCGUGGCUACCGAGUGCCUCUUCGGCGUUCCCCGUGGCUCUUCGGUUAAAUUCGGCUCUCGUCGUGUCGCUCGUCGGAGGAAUGGACGAAGCGGAGUCGGCGACGAAGGCGCUCGGGCUGGAUGAACCGCCCCAGCGGGCGGACUCGGAUACCGAGUCGGAGGCCGAAGUCUCCACGAUGGAUGUGAUGGCGCCGCCGGGAAACAUCGGCAUGGGAGCCGAAGCGAUGCCGAACCCCGACGAGGCCGAGUCGUCUUUCGCAGAGGUGUCCACGGUGGCGGUGGAAGAUGUUCAGGCCGCAGACGACGUAUUCACCAACUCGGUGGACGCGGUGGAAAACCUUCCGGAACACGUGCUGAGUGGAAGGAGCCCCCUCGAGCUGGGGGAGGGUCUGAGUAGCCAGAAGACCACCCUGAUUGUAGUCCACACCGACUCUGGACUUGUAGAGCAGGACACACUCAAGUCCACGUCCGCCAUCUCCACUGGCCUGGAGACUCCGCCCACCCCGCUGACUCCACCCCUGUCCCAGGACAAAGACCCCGCCUCCAAGUACAACUGGGAUCCUUCGGUGUACAACAACGAGUUGCCGGUGCGAUGCCGCAACACCGGCGGCGCCCUCUACAAGAACCGCCUCGGCUCAGGCGGUAAAGGUCGCUGCAUCAAACAUGAUCAGAAGUGGUUGACGCCCACAGAGUUUGAGGGCCUGGCCGGUCGCGCCAGCAGCAAAGACUGGAAGAGGAGCAUCCGAUACGCAGGAAGACCUUUACUCUGCCUCAUACAGGACCGCAUCCUGAACCCUCACGCCGCCUCGUGUACAUGCGCAGCCUGUUGUGACGAAAUGGUGUUGGAUGGAGAGUCCCUGGAAGCCGAGAGCAUCACAAUGAACGGUCCAGUGCGCCUCUUCGUCCCCUACAAGAGGAGGCGGAAGGAGACGGAUCCGCCGCCUGUUCCCGCCAAAAAGGAAGUCCCUGCGAGCAAAAACAUCAUGCUCAGCCCGGGAACCACAUUCACGGUGUCGCCCAUGGGUCAGAUCACGCCGUCGGGCACGUUGACAUUCGAGCGCUCUCCCACCGGCGACACGGCUGCCGCCGCUGCUGCCGCGGCCGCCAUCAUCUCAGACGCAUCGGCGCAGAAUGAGGUGUACACAGACACAGCAGUGUUGACCGCCUUACCGACGUUGGCGCUGUCUCAUCAGGCCAAGAUGGCGGUGGCGUCCCCUUCAGCCUCGCCGGUGGGCACCCUGGAUGCGGGGCCCGUGGCAGGACCUCUGGCGGGCGCGGCGGAGGCGGGGCCGCCGCUGCUGAGCGAGGGUCCGAAGAACGCCUGGCAGUGCCUGGAGGAGAUGGUCAACACUCUCAUGAGCAGCGUGCAGCAGCUCAAAGCGUUGAUAGAACAGGCCAAGAGGGACAAUAAAGGACAAAAAGAGUGCGCCGUCAGUCAGUCCCUCCAGAACCAGAUCACAUUCCAGACGCCGGACAACUCGCAAGCCAAACGGAGCGCCGACAUCGCUGAGGUCAUCAUCAAUCAGGUGUGCGAGAACUGCGGCCGCGUGGCCCUGAGCGAGUGCACGGGCUGCCGUAAGGUCAACUACUGCUCCAUCUUCUGUCAGAGGAAGGACUGGAGAGAUCAUCAGAACGCCUGCUGUCAAUCAGGAGGGGGUGGGGCCAUUGCGGCGGACGAACCAAUGGCAUCCGUCGACAUGGACAAAGUUAAGUGAGAGGGCGUGGCUGGACCCGCCCACUUGAAUCCUCCCCCAUGAGAAGAUUAAUUAAGACGUUUACGGAAGAAAACACAUGAAGACUAUUUAUUUUUAUGUAUUUCUUGAGGGAUUUGAUGAUCUUUACGUUUGAAAGCUUGAGCAGUCAUGCUUUAUGUGCUAUUUUCUUGAUUAACGUGAACGUGAUUAAACAUGUUUUAUGUUACACUU
Phycodurus eques (leafy seadragon) is the source of this 2048-nucleotide messenger RNA. RefSeq names its product DEAF1 transcription factor (gene deaf1). The coding region runs from base 204 to 1838 and encodes 544 amino acids. Gene Ontology annotation, molecular function: DNA-binding transcription factor activity, RNA polymerase II-specific; DNA binding. Gene Ontology annotation, cellular component: nucleus. The record is from RefSeq and is a predicted model, not a curated record. The transcript is spliced from 13 exons. NCBI's taxonomy places the organism in Eukaryota, Metazoa, Chordata, Actinopteri, Syngnathiformes, Syngnathidae. Gene Ontology annotation, biological process: regulation of transcription by RNA polymerase II.